AUGGCCCGCAGCUUCUACUGCUACCACAACAGCUGCGACGAGGUGCCAUGGAAGUACAACUCGAUCCCCGCGGGAAAGACUCGCGUCGUGGAAGUGCCCACCGGCUUCGAGGGCCGCAUCACGCGCGGCAACAAUAAACUGAACGUGGCUGGCGUUCCGCGCCUGCUCGCCGCCGUCAUGCGGUCUACGGGUGCGCACCUCCAACGCCGCACCGGUUUCUACCAGUGGGUUCUCGACGGUGCCCGCCGAAGGCUUACUCGAGAAAGGUGGACGGUAAGAAGGUCAUCGACCCCACUGAGGGCAAGCAUGCCGCCAUUCGGCCCGUCGCACGCCACUGGGACGGACCUCAAGAAGGUGGGGGCUAAGCACGCUUACGUCGACGAUGUUGGCCACGGAAGCCUGGUCAUCAACUCGAGCAGUGGACGCUUUGGAAUUUAG
This is a messenger RNA of Xylaria bambusicola, 438 nucleotides long. RefSeq lists its product as uncharacterized. Bases 1 to 438 code for a protein of 145 amino acids. The transcript has 2 exons. The record is from RefSeq and is a predicted model, not a curated record. NCBI's taxonomy places the organism in Eukaryota, Fungi, Ascomycota, Sordariomycetes, Xylariales, Xylariaceae.